AAAACAGUUUAUCGAGAAGGGACGAAAUACAGUUUUAUUAAAAGAACAAAUCUUAUACCACAGCAUUGGCGUGUUUUCAAAAUUAUUUGACGGAACUCUGCCUUAAUCGCCACCAUACUAAUGGCGGCCGAGCGCUGUUGUGAUUACAUGAGACGUGAUUGGUCAUACGCUGGUCGCGUGACCUUUCUUGACUGGAGUUUGUGCGACUUCUGAGUCGCAGCUAAAACGCGGCAUCAAAUUUUUAAAUGGUGACGUUCGAGCCUUUUAAACCACACUGAGGGCAACUCGUGUAUUAUGGGCGACAAGAAGAGUCCCACAAGGCCUAAACGGCAGGCGAAGCAGCAGCCGCCGACCGACGAUGCCUACUGGGACUGCAGCGUCUGCACCUUCAAGAACACAGCUGAGGCGUUCAAGUGCACGAUGUGCGAUGUCAGGAAAGGGACGUCGACUCGAAAACCGCGGCCUGUUUCCCAGUUGGUUGUGCAGCAAGUAAAUCAGCAGUUUGCGCCGCCGGCCACCCUGCUGAAAAAGGAGAAGAAGGAGAAAUCAGAGAAGAGCGACAAAGAACUCACGCUGAGGAAGAAAAGCCUAAAAAGAAUGAGACCAAGGUUAAAAAACGUGGACCGCAGCAGCGCUCAGCAUCUAGAGGUGACGGUCGGCGACCUGACGGUAAUUAUCACGGACUUUAAGGAGAGAGCCAAACCGACGUCUACUUUGGCGAGCGCCGCGGCCGCCGACCCGCACAGUCAAAGCGGCUCGAGCUCCGACAACACCGAGCGAGGGGCGUCGCGUUGCUCCUCGCCGCGGGGGGAGGGCUCGUCAGUCAACGGAGACGCUCACUAACACGGCAAAAGCCAUUCUCCUGCACUCAACCACAAAUUGACACGCAUGUUCUGUUCGUUAAUACUAUACCUGCAGUUAUUUUCAGAUUUGCUUCCAUGUUUGGAUAUUUUCCUGAUCCUUCUGAGGAGAAUGUGACUAGCCGACUCUAUCAUGAGCGAAUGAACAUUAUGCAGCAUGCAUUACUGCGAUGUGGCAUCGUCACACCGUCGGAGGUGUUUGCGGACAACAAGCGACGCAUUAAGGAAGCAAUGUGAAAUUCAUUUCAUAUUGUAGUUUACGCUAGAAAUAAUUUGCACUUGAAUGGCAUCUUACUUUCAUGAUGACAUUAGAUUGUGUGUGUCCCUUUUUCUGUCAUUCCUAGUCAACCGUAGCACUUUUUGCUUCCGGCCUUAUCUGCGCUCAUGUCUUUGGACGCAAUCUGUCUUUUCCUGUCUAACAUUUUAGUAAGAAAUAUUGAAGUCUGUACCUUUUCCACUCUAGAUAUGAUCAUGAUUUAAUCUAUGAAAUGGUUUAUAUUGUAAAAUACUGAAAUAAAAUAAUUGUAGAUUCUU
Syngnathoides biaculeatus (alligator pipefish) is the source of this 1394-nucleotide messenger RNA. Its product is annotated as YY1-associated factor 2-like. The transcript has 4 exons. Gene Ontology annotation, molecular function: transcription coregulator activity; DNA binding. Lineage: Eukaryota; Metazoa; Chordata; Actinopteri; Syngnathiformes; Syngnathidae. Gene Ontology annotation, cellular component: nucleus. The record is from RefSeq and is a predicted model, not a curated record. Gene Ontology annotation, biological process: positive regulation of DNA-templated transcription. Bases 295 to 843 code for a protein of 182 amino acids.